AUGGCUUCCCAGCCUGACUCAAAAGCCCCCGCGCCCGCAGACGAACCUGGGCAACCUCCGAAUCUUACCACCAGCGCGUUAGCAGACAAGGCGCACCACGAGAGUGUUGCGCAGCGUGUCACUCCCUUCGAGGUCUCGGGCGGCGUGGACGAGAGUGGGAAACUACUCCCUGUGGACUAUGAAAAACUCACCCGGGAAUUCGGCGCGACACCCAUCACGCCGCAACUCCUAGAACGGUUCGAAAGAGUGACGGGGAAAAGAGCACACAGGUUUAUGCGGAGGGGCAUUGUGUUUUCGCACCGGGAGCUAGGAAAGAUCUUGGACAGGUACGAGAAGGGUGAGCCUUUCUAUCUCUACACCGGUAGAGGGCCCAGCAGCGACAGCAUGCAUGUUGGGCAUUCCAUCCCCUUCGAGUUCACCAAGUAUCUUCAAGAUGUCUUCGACUGCCCACUCGUCAUCAUGUUGACGGACGACGAAAAAUUCAUGCACUCACAGAAAAUCACGAUCGAGGACUCGAAACGCUUCGCCCGAGAGAACGCAAAGGACAUCAUUGCCGUUGGGUUCGACCCAGCCAAAACUUUCAUCUUCUCCGAUUUCAGCUAUAUGGGUGGCGCUUUCUACGAGAACGUGUGCGCCAUGGCCAAGCGUAUCACUAUCAACCAGAUCAAAGGCACGUUUGGCUUCAACGACAGCAACAAUAUCGGCGAGUUCCACUUCUGUGCAACACAAUCGGCAGCGGCAUUCGCCACAUCAUUUCCUCACAUCUUCGGAGACAAUCCUUCGAAAGUUCGGAGCAUCCCAUGCUUGAUUCCCUGCGCCAUCGAUCAAGACCCGUAUUUCCGCCAAUGCCGCGAUAAUGCAGAGAAGAUGAAGUUCAAAAAGCCAUCCAUCAUCCAUUCGAUCUUCCUUCCCGCGUUGCAGGGUCCAGGAUCCAAGAUGUCAGCUAGCGUCGACUCCUCCGCCAUUUUCCUGACCGACACGCCCAAUCAGAUAAAGAACAAAAUCAACAAGUUUGCGUUCUCUGGAGGGCAGGACACCGCCGAGAAGCAACGCGAGUUGGGCGGAAACACUAUGGUGGAUGUUCCAUUCCAGUAUCUGACGUUUUUCAUGGAGGAUGACGAUGAACUCACCCGGAUCAAGAAAGCCUACGAGUCUGGAGAAAUGAUGACUGGCGAGCUCAAGCAAAUCUGCAUCAAGUACAUCCAGGACUACGUCGCAGCCUUCCAGGCGCGGAGGAAACUCGUCACCGAGGAAGUGCGGGAUGACUACUUCAGGCUCAGGCCCCUCGUGUACAAGGGAAAUUCGCAUCCAGUGAAAGCCGAGUCAAAAGCAGCCCCCUCGACCAAGGAGGGUGAGGUUAAGAAGGAAGAAGAACCCGCGGAGAAUGGACGGCAGUCGAAGAAGAUGAGCGUUGGAGGAGCGAAAGUGGAAAUCCAACAGGACAUGGAAUCGACGUCAAAUGGAGAGGUUAAGGGACAUAUCAAGAAGAUGAGCCUGAGCCCGAAAGAAUAG
Capronia coronata CBS 617.96 is the source of this 1512-nucleotide messenger RNA. RefSeq names its product tryptophanyl-tRNA synthetase. Bases 1 to 1512 code for a protein of 503 amino acids. Gene Ontology annotation, molecular function: tryptophan-tRNA ligase activity; ATP binding. Lineage: Eukaryota; Fungi; Ascomycota; Eurotiomycetes; Chaetothyriales; Herpotrichiellaceae. Gene Ontology annotation, cellular component: cytoplasm. The record is from RefSeq and is a predicted model, not a curated record. Gene Ontology annotation, biological process: tryptophanyl-tRNA aminoacylation. The transcript has a single exon.